AUGAAAUAUACGAUCGUUGGUUACGAUUUAGGCGGAAGUGAUCGCCCGAAUCGUGUGAUUCUACACGCCUGUAUCAAUACAUCGCCAGAGGUCACCAAAGAGAUCAGAAAGCGCAAGGACUAUGCAUUCGAUUUCGACAGUCUCGAGCUUGCCAAACAAUUUAGCGGCGCCAUCCAGGAUGGUGACGGUCUGUUCCACGAGUUUAUCAAUGGAUUGCUGGCACGUGACGACUGGAUGGACGCCAGAAAUAUUAGAUUAUGUCUUAUACCGGCGGGAACUGGAAACGGAAUUGCCUGCUCACUGGGUUUGGGCCGACUCGAUGUCGUCGGCGCUUGCCUGUGUCCGUGGACACUCGCGACCACUCGAUGUUUCUAUUGUCGAGCAAGGCGAGCAGAAAUGGUGUUCCAUUCUCUCGUUGACUUGGGGUCUGGUGUCGGACGUCGACAUCGAAUCGGAGCGAUUCCGUUCGCUCGGACCCAUUCGUCUACAGCUUGGCGCAGCGAUCCGUAUUUUAAAUCUACGUAUCUACAAAGCGGAUCGCCACCUUCGUCGUUGGCAUCGUCAGUCACCAGCGGUUCCACUACUCAACAGAACGGUUCAUCAACACCUCCACUUACAUCGACUACACCACCACUAAACACCUCUGGAACUAUCCCGACCCGCGAGAUCGUUGUGCCACUUCCCAAGGUGCCGACCGGCAAUCUCGCCCAAUCCAACCCCGAAGAGUGGAAAACGAUCGAGGGUGAAUUCAUUGGUUUCAUUGCAAGCACAGUCACACAUUUAUCGGCGGAUUUCAUCGCUUCGCCAUCGGCACAUUACUCUGAUGGUUUCAUCGAGAUGAUCGUCAUCAAAUACAAUCCAAAGAUAUCGAAAGCGGCAUUGGUAUCGAUUCUGACCGAUGCCGAAACAGGUAAACAUAUUCACAGUCCUUACAUCGAUCUGUAUAAAGUUAAAGCAAUCGUUUUAGAGCCAGGACAUCAAAAGAACAAAGAAGGAAUUCUUGCUGUCGACGGUGAGAGAAUUUCAUACGGUAAAACUACAAUGGAAUGUAUUAGAGGUUGUAUAAAUUUAGUUUGUAAAGAUCGUUAA
Messenger RNA from Heterostelium album PN500, 1089 nucleotides. RefSeq names its product sphingosine kinase (gene sgkA). Lineage: Eukaryota; Evosea; Eumycetozoa; Acytosteliales; Acytosteliaceae. The transcript has 4 exons. Gene Ontology annotation, cellular component: intracellular membrane-bounded organelle; cytoplasm; membrane. The coding region runs from base 1 to 1089 and encodes 362 amino acids. The record is from RefSeq and is a predicted model, not a curated record. Gene Ontology annotation, biological process: sphingosine biosynthetic process.